GUCAUCAUCACCACCUUUAAAAAAACACCGCAAGAAUCCCAGCGCCCGCACGAGCCGAGCCAGAUGGAGAUUGGUACGCUUGCUAGCAUAUUCACCACCCUAUACUUUUUCUACCAUGCCGUCGUCCGACCAGGGAGAUGGGGCACGUUCUUUGCUAAGCUGGGCGUUGGCCUGGCCCUCUAUAGCAUCCCGCUUGCAUUGCUAAUUGACUCAACCGAACGGGAUGGCGAUAUCCAGCUUGCUAUGGCCACCUCGCUACUCAGCAGUACUGGCCUCUUUCUCUUUAUAGAUUGGACAAGGCAGUGGCAGACCAUCUUCCGCCAUGCCCUCUAUAUGAUCCUCUUCCAGAGCGCCACGACAAUAUACGUCCUCUACAGCAAUCACGACGGCCUGAAGCUGCGGCAUGCCACCUUUCUUGUCCGCCGAUUUCCUCGAAUGCUCAUUAAUUUCUGGAUGGUUACGCUACCUGAGACUGUUCUGCCUGCCAUCAAAAUGUCGCUCCAAUACCUCUAUCUGCAGAAUAAGUCCAAUAUCGACGAACUCCAAGCCGAUCCGAAAAUUACGUUACCUAUUCAAUAUCCUGACGGCACUACGACGACAAUCCUAAUUUGAAGACGAAAAAUAAUAGAAUGCUAAGAAGCGAUUGCAUUAUUCAUUUUAUACUAUGAGAUACUCAUACCGCUAGGCGGCUAUCAUAUACAAAUACCCCCAAACAGGGUAGCACCACAUUGCCUCUCCCUUACUGGACAUUGUUCUGCUUGCGUCCCUUAAUGUCAUAGCGAUCGAGCUCCAUGACCUUGACCCAAGCCUUGACAAAGUCCUUGACAAACUUGUCCUGGGCGUCAGAGCUAGCGUAGACCUCGGCAACAGCGCGGAGCUCAGGGUGGGAGGCAAAGAUGAGAUCGGCGCGGGACGCGGUGUACUUGGCCUUGCCAGAAUCCAAGUCCUUGCCCUCAAACAGCUCAUCGUCACUGCCAGACACGGGCGACCAAACAGUCGACAUGUCCAACAAGUGGUUGAAGUAGUUGUUGUUGAGCUUGCCGGGAGUCUCGGUAAGCACACCAGUGCUAGAGCCAUCAAAGUUGGCAUCGAGAGCGCGGAGGCCACCAACCAAGACGGUUAGCUCAGGAGGGCUCAAAGUAAGCAGGGCAGCCUUGUCAACGAGGAUCUCUUCGGUCAAGGAGCGCUUGGUGCCCUUGCCAUAGUUGCGGAAGCCAUCGGCAACAGGCUCGACUAUACUAUGUUAGCACUAAAUAUAUUUGAUGGGGGGAGUAGAAUCGACUUACGGUAGGCAAAGGACUUGACAUCUGUGUCGUUUUGCUUGGCAUCGACGCGGCCGGGGGUGAAGGGAACAGUGACUUGGCUACCAGCAUCGUGAGCGGCCUUUUCGACAGCAGCAGAACCGCCGAGCACAAUCAAAUCAGCAAGCGAAACCUGCUUCUUCUUGUCGUGGGCAUUGAACUUGUCCUUGAUGUCGUUGAGCUGUAUACUCUGUUAGAAUCCAUGUGCAUGUACAAUAGAAGGAACUGCGGUAUGCAUGAUUAGACUUACAGCCUUGAGAACAGUCUUGAGACGGUCAGGGUUGUUGGAAGGCCAAGAGACCUGGGGUUCAAGGGCAAUACGAGCACCGUUGGCACCACCACGCUUGUCGGAAAUACGGAAGGUAGAUGCGGAGCCCCAAGCCGUGGUGAUGAGGCUGGAAAUGUUCAAACCAGGGGCAGCCAGGAUUUGCUUCUUGAGAUCGGCAACGUCUCUGUCGUUGAUGGCCUCGCAGUCACUAGUAGGGAGGGGAUCUUGCCAGAGGAGAGCCUGCUUCUUGGGAAGCUCGGGACCGAGGUAACGGCUAAGGGGACCCAUGUCACGGUGCAGGAGUUUGUCUAACAAGGAUUAGCAUAUUGUUACGAAUUAAUUGACGGCACCGCGCCAGUAUGACAACUU
This is a messenger RNA of [Torrubiella] hemipterigena, 1938 nucleotides long. The record is from the annotation of a GenBank genome assembly. NCBI's taxonomy places the organism in Eukaryota, Fungi, Ascomycota, Sordariomycetes, Hypocreales, Clavicipitaceae.